UUCAUCUCCAAGACCAUCCUAGACCAUCCCACGUUUCUACAGCUUUCGUUUCGUUUCGUACCCUACAAAAACCCAGUAGAAGUACUUGCUAACGACAUUAUCUGCAGCUCAUAUACUAAACGCAGAAAAAAUGGAUAGAAGGCACGCACUACCGCGACCUGCAUCCUCAGAAGAGGUAGAUUGCUGGUCGCAUGCAUCUAAGUCAUUGGCAUCACUCUCCGAUGUUUAUGCCAGCCCUAGUAGCGUCGAAACCAUCGGGCGUGUUAACAGACUAAUCUCCAUGUGGCCGACCGAUGACGUCCUUCCGGCUGAAGGGUAUGAUGGAUUGAAAACCAAUUACAGACGGCUAUCUUCAGCCUUGAAAGAAGUUCGACACAUUAGCGAUGAGGAAGUCAAGGCUAUCGACAGUCUUCUUGAAGAACUCGACAUACUAAUAGCCCUCCGAGAAGCACCAGAGUUACCCUCACAAGAGAAGCGAAACAAGCGCCCACGGCCCCCAUCACCUACUGCCACUCCUGUGUCGGUUACGCCACCCUUGAUGUCUGCCGCGAGGCCAGUGACGACUCAGACGGCACCUUCGCGGAGCUCGACCGGCCCCUCUCCCGCCAUACCAUUUUCGAGAGAGCCAAAGGCUCGCAGAGAAGCUCUCGCGAAGCAGCUGCCAUUACGAGAAGGGCGAAAAGUCGCAUUCCACCCACCUGCGGGAAAGGCGGCCGACGGGAGCACGGCUGACGCCGAUGAAAACACAUGGAUCUUGGCCGUUAUCACAAAGUGUAUCAAUCAGGAUAAGAAUCGAUAUGAGGUGCAAGACGUUGAACCUCAAGAAGACGGGCAGCCUGGACAAUGCUAUAAUACAACCCUCCGAGCCAUUAUACCACUACCAGAUCCGAGUGCCCUUCCAACAAGUGCUGCACAUUUGAAUGCCUAUCAGGAAUUCCCUGCUGGUUCGACGGUCAUGGCGCUCUAUCCUGACACGAGCUGUUUUUACAGAGCUGAAGUCAUAUCCUCCCCGAGAGACGUGCAGCCAAUCGGACGCGGUGUGUCCGCAAAGCACAUUGCCAUGUACAAGCUCAAGUUUGAAGAUGACGAUGACCAAGAGCAUUCUGUCGCUGCACAGUGGGUUGUUGAAUGGCCUGGAGCAUGAUUAUAUCACAUGUCUAAGUAUCUCUAUUUACUGCAAUUCCUUGAGAGGUCCACGAUGCCCUAGGCAGAUCGAUGAAUACCGGGUUUAGUCUGACUGCGUUCAAGUUAUGGACCCCGAACACUCUUCCAUAUUUUCAACAUGUGACUGCUUUGUACCGAACUUUCUGGAUUUUGACGAACUUCCUAUAUAUAUGCCGCCAGACAGGAGGUCACUUUGCUU
Suillus paluster is the source of this 1363-nucleotide messenger RNA. Its product is annotated as SGF29 tudor-like domain-containing protein. The record is from RefSeq and is a predicted model, not a curated record. Gene Ontology annotation, cellular component: SAGA complex. Lineage: Eukaryota; Fungi; Basidiomycota; Agaricomycetes; Boletales; Suillaceae. The transcript has 7 exons. Bases 131 to 1144 code for a protein of 337 amino acids.